This is a messenger RNA of Xyrauchen texanus (razorback sucker), 1521 nucleotides long. RefSeq names its product nucleolar and spindle-associated protein 1-like. The record is from RefSeq and is a predicted model, not a curated record. Lineage: Eukaryota; Metazoa; Chordata; Actinopteri; Cypriniformes; Catostomidae. Gene Ontology annotation, biological process: mitotic cytokinesis; establishment of mitotic spindle localization; mitotic chromosome condensation. Gene Ontology annotation, cellular component: microtubule; nucleolus; mitotic spindle. The coding region runs from base 133 to 1473 and encodes 446 amino acids. The transcript is spliced from 12 exons. Gene Ontology annotation, molecular function: microtubule binding.
UUGAAACACGGUAUUUUUCAAACGGCAAACCCACCCAAACAAACCGAGCAGUAGCUCAGAUAGAAAUUGCAAAAUUGAACCAGUCAAUAUUACAGUUGUAUUUCUACAACUUUAAGUGAGCUUAUUUACAAUAUGGAUUUGGAUUCCCUAAAAUAUGCGGAAUUGCAGCACCUCGCGAAGGAAGUUGGACUUAAAGCGAAUAUGAAGGCUGAUAAGCUGUUGAAGGCUUUAAAGCAUCACUUUUCACAACAACAGCAGACUGAGAAUGGAAAUGAUGCAGCCUCUGUGGACGCGCAGGAUACUCACGCUGCAAAUUUUGUGACAGAUCGCCGAAGAAAGGGCCGCACUGCCAAGAGAAAGCUCAGUGAUUCCGCACCAGUCACUACUCGGAUUGAGGCGAAGCCAGCACAGUCAGAUGAAAGCCGAAGGGGCUCCAAAAGGAGGAAGGUGUCCUCAACCAAGAACACACAGAUCCCAGUUCCACCUGAAAUUCCUACUGGAGAGGAUACUUUGGACAAAUGUGUAGAAUCUGGGGAAACCAAUCCAGACCCUAAAGAUGCUCAUGUAGAGCCAAGUGAGAAAGUUACUGGGAGAAGGACAGGUGGUAAAAUUCCCCGCCAUGAGGGUUUGAUGAAGAGGAAACCUGCUCUGCGACCGACAACUCCUAACUUCAAAAAACUCCAUGAGGCUCACUUCAAAAAGAUGGAGUCCAUAGAUUCUUAUGUCCAAAGGAAGAACAAGCAAAUGGAGGUGAUCAGGAAUUCUGUCAAGGAACUGAAGACACUGUCAGAUAAGACACUGAUGAAAUCAGUUGAGACAAAGACUCAAGCUAAAGUGGCCGCAAACCGAACAUCACUUUUCAGUCCUGGGAUGCAGGAGAAGAGACCAGUCCCUGAAAGACGAAGGCUCACACAGCAGUCUGCCAGCAAGCCUGCUUUGAAGGACAGCUCCACCUUCAGGCCAAGCGUCCUCUCCACUAAUAAAAUCAAUGUCCGAUUCUCGCAUGCCACUGAGGAUAACGAAUACAAGCGUUCCCUAGUGAAGACUCCAGCUCGUAUGUCUCCUCACCUCCCCCUCACUUCUACUCCUGGGAGAAAAUCUGACAUUAACAACAAACUGGAGCUUAAUAAAACUAUCAGCACUGUCAAUAAAACACCAGGAGUUACUCCAUUUGUUUUCAGUGGGAACAACAGCAUGUCAGUCACACCUGGUAACUCCAAGAACACAUUUGAUUUGAAAGCCAGUCUCUCUCGCCCUUUGAACUACAAACCGCAUAAGGGAAAACUGAAGCCUUUUGGAGCGGCACAGGAGAACACAGCACUUAAUAUAUCUCAGACAAUUCCUUCUCACCAGAAAAACUUCAAACAGCACCAAGUUCAAACAAGAGAGGAACGGCGUGCCAAACAUACCGAGAACCGAAAACAGAAGAAGGAGAAUAUGUUGGGUGCCAGACGAGGCCUGGCCAUGGCUUAACACUUGUUUCAUUUCUGUCUCAUUAUUGGCCUAGGCAUUCUAUUUAAG